Halteromyces radiatus is the source of this 587-nucleotide messenger RNA. RefSeq lists its product as uncharacterized. Gene Ontology annotation, molecular function: ribonuclease P RNA binding. Lineage: Eukaryota; Fungi; Mucoromycota; Mucoromycetes; Mucorales; Cunninghamellaceae. Gene Ontology annotation, cellular component: ribonuclease P complex. Gene Ontology annotation, biological process: tRNA 5'-leader removal. The transcript is spliced from 4 exons. The coding region runs from base 109 to 585 and encodes 158 amino acids. The record is from RefSeq and is a predicted model, not a curated record.
AAAAAGCUCAGAUGUAAAUAAAAAAAAAAAAAAAAAAACAAAAGCCUCUUUCAUUCUUAUCUCCAACUUUUUUUAAUUCUUUUCUAUUAUUAAAUAAUUAUAAACAUUAUGGUACGAUUCAAAUGUCGAUGGAUUCUAUUUGAACUCGUUCAAGAUCCUUUAUUACAACAUGACAAACCAGUGGAACAAAAUAUACCUUUACAAUUAGCAGAUAAUAUGAUUCAAAAAGCUUUACGAGUGGCAAUCACUUCUACUUUUGGAGAAUAUGGUGGAGGUCUUUUACGAGCAGCACAUGUGAAAUGGUACAAUCCAGAAACGGGGACAGGGAUCAUACGCGCACCACGAGAACAUGCUUCUAUGCUUUUAGCUGCAUUGUUUUUUAUCAAACAAUUAGAAUCUAUACCAUGUCAUUUUAGAACUUUACAAGUAUCAGGUACUCUUAUUUUUAUUCAAAAGGCUGCUAUAGAUAGAGAUCGAUCACUUUAUUUAAAGGAACAGAUGCGUAUGGAACAAUUAGGGAAAACAUAUAGUGUAGUAGAUAGGAUUGAAAAAUGUACAAUAAAAGUGAAUAGUAUUACAUUAUAGUA